Syzygium oleosum is the source of this 1224-nucleotide messenger RNA. Its product is annotated as probable leucine-rich repeat receptor-like protein kinase At1g35710. Lineage: Eukaryota; Viridiplantae; Streptophyta; Magnoliopsida; Myrtales; Myrtaceae. The transcript is spliced from 2 exons. Gene Ontology annotation, molecular function: protein binding. Bases 1 to 1224 code for a protein of 407 amino acids. The record is from RefSeq and is a predicted model, not a curated record.
AUGGCCUCAUCUCAAAAACAACCCUCCAUGUUGUUCCUCGCUUGUGUCCUCCUCAUGCUCACGCAAGAAAGGCCUUGUCUUGCUUCAUCUCGAAGCUCUUCUCUAGUGGCCCUUGCUGGUGCUAGUAACCAAACGGUAAAUGAGGAAGUGGAGGCACUCCUAACAUGGAAGUCUAAGCUGCACAGCGAGAGUCGUUCUACUUUGUCUUCGUGGAAUGGAAGCAACCCUUGUUCAUGGCGCGGAAUCGAUUGUGAUCCUCUCGGGAGCGUAGCAAGCUUGAACCUUUCAGAUUCUGCCAUACGUGGUAUGCUUCGUCAUCUCAAUUUCUCCCAAUUGCCCAACUUGGUUGCUCUAAAGCUUGCCAAUAACUCACUCUUUGGGAACUUCCCUCCGAGCAUGGCUGAUCUUGCCAAGCUUACUCAUUUGGACUUGUCUCGAAAUAACCUUUCGGGAAACAUUCCAACUCAACUCGGGUCAUUACGAUCUUUACAAGUUCUCGAGCUUUCGUAUAAUAAUUUCACUGGCCCAAUUCCCAAUGAGAUAGGUAGCUUGAGCAACUUGGCCGCCCUAAUCCUUUCACAUAAUAAGCUUUCUGGUUUCAUCCCUAAAGAAAUAGGAAUGCUCAAAUCUCUCAAAUAUCUCUACCUGAUGAACAACCUCAUCACCGGUCCAAUUCCUCCUUCCAUUGGAAACAUGAGCAGCUUGUUGUAUGCAUGGCUUUUCCGUAAUCAACUCGGGGGGUUCAUUCCGAAGGAAAUAGGAAUUUUGGGGUCACUAAAACAACUUGAUUUAUCAAGAAAUUAUCUCAAUGGAUCCAUCCCUACAACUUUAGGAAAUCUCAGUAAUUUGGCAUCUCUUUACCUCUAUGUCAACCAACUUUCUGGCCCCAUACCUUUUGAAGUUGGAGGAAUGAGAUCCCUCGUACAUUUCCAAUUGCAAGUCAAUGAAUUAACCGGUCCGAUCCCGUCAUCCAUAGGGAAUAUGGGCGCUCUAAUUGAAUACAUUCUUCAUGACAAUAAUCUAUCUGGUCCUAUCCCUCAAGAGAUUGGAAAACUAGGACUCCUCAGUCAUCUAAGUCUACAUGUGAAUAAUCUGGGGGGCUUUCUUCCCACCGAGAUGAAUAAUCUCACAUCCCUCACAGUCAUACAGCUAUCUGAUAACAACUUUGUUGGCCAAUUGCCACAAGAAAUAUGCAGCAGCCAAGCUCUUGCCACAUCCCUCUAG